Molecule: messenger RNA, 3811 nt
Organism: Silurus meridionalis
Lineage: Eukaryota; Metazoa; Chordata; Actinopteri; Siluriformes; Siluridae
Gene: kdm1a
Product: lysine (K)-specific demethylase 1a
Biological process (GO): regulation of DNA-templated transcription
Cellular component (GO): nucleus
Molecular function (GO): flavin adenine dinucleotide binding; oxidoreductase activity; protein binding
Source: RefSeq, a predicted model, not a curated record
UGAUUGAAUGGAUAUUUCCCGGUGCACCGAGAAAUGGGUAAAACAAAACAAGGAGAGGCCUCUGUCUUCCUCCAUCAUGCUGUCGAAUAAGAAAGACCCAGGCUCGUCCUCGUCCUCAUCCUCUUCCUCAGGAGGAAACGGGGUCGACAGGGCCACAGAGACGUCCGCGGGUCCGCAGUCGGGAGCCGCGACGGGUUCUGCUUCUUCAGCAGACGUGAAGAAGAAGGAAAGGGCGUCUCCGAGCGGAGAAGCGAGCGGAGCACCGCUGCCUCACCUCCCCGGCUCUGCUGGAGCAGAUCAGGACUCGGCCGAAGGCCGCAGGACCAGCCGGCGCAAGCGAGCCAAAGUGGAGUACAGGGAGAUGGACGAGAGCCUGGCGAACCUGUCGGAGGACGAAUACUACUCGGAGGAGGAGAGAAACGCUAAAGCCGAGAAAGAGCGAAAGCAGGUGGUUCCUCCGCCCGCACCCCCUGUCGAGGAGGAAAACGACAGCGAGCCAGAGGAACCCUCGGGUUUAGAGGGUGCAGCUUUUCAGAGUCGCCUUCCGCAUGACCGAAUGACCUCGCAAGAAGCGGCGUGUUUUCCUGACAUCAUCAGCGGGCCGCAGCAGACGCAGAAGGUCUUCCUGUACAUCAGGAACCGCACGCUCCAGCUCUGGUUGGAUAACCCUAAGAUCCAGCUGACAUUUGAGUCGACGGUGCAACAGCUGGAGGCACCUUAUAACAGCGAUGCCAUCCUAGUCCACAGAAUCCAUAGCUACUUGGAAAGACAUGGACUCAUCAACUUUGGGAUCUACAAGAGGGUCAAACCUUUACCAAGUAAGAAGACUGGGAAGGUGAUUGUGAUUGGCGGAGGAGUGUCUGGCCUGGGGGCUGCGAGGCAGCUGCAGAGCUUCGGGAUGGACGUCACCGUGCUGGAAGCCAGGGAUCGUGUCGGAGGACGAGUAGCCACCUUUCGUAAAGGCAAUUACGUGGCGGACCUGGGAGCGAUGGUGGUAACAGGCCUAGGUGGAAACCCCAUGGCUGUUAUCAGCAAGCAAGUGAACAUGGAGCUGGCCAAGAUUAAACAGAAGUGCCCCCUUUAUGAGGCCAAUGGCCAGGCUGGAGAGCGAUGCACAAGUGUUCCUAAGGAGAAGGAUGAGAUGGUGGAGCAAGAGUUUAACAGGCUUCUGGAGGCCACAUCCUACCUCAGCCAUCAACUUGAUUUCAACUUCCUCAAUAAUAAGCCAGUUUCUCUUGGCCAAGCUUUGGAAGUGGUCAUACAGCUGCAAGAGAAACAUGUGAAGGACGAGCAGAUCGAGCACUGGAAAAAGAUCGUAAAGACACAGGAGGAGCUCAAAGAUCUUCUUAAUAAGAUGGUGUCCACUAAGGAGAAAGUGAAGGAGCUGCAUCAACAGUAUAAAGAGGCAAAUGAGGUGAAGCCUCCAAGAGACAUCACAGCCGAGUUCCUGGUCAAGAGCAAACAUCGUGAUCUUACCGCUCUCUGCAAGGAAUAUGAUGCAUUGUCUGAGCAGCAGGUGAAACUCGAGGAAAGAUUGCAAGAGCUGGAGGCCAAUCCACCAAGUGAUGUAUAUUUAUCCUCAAGAGACAGACAGAUUCUGGACUGGCACUUUGCGAACCUGGAGUUUGCCAAUGCCACACCUCUGUCUACACUCUCUCUCAAACACUGGGAUCAGGACGACGAUUUCGAGUUCACAGGGAGUCACCUGACCGUGAGAAACGGCUACUCGUGCGUUCCAGUGGCCCUGGCCGAGGGAUUGGACAUCAAACUGAACACGGCAGUGCGCCAGGUGCGCUACACCUCCUCAGGCUGUGAGGUGAUCGCCGUGAACACACGCUCAACCACACAGACCUUCAUCUAUAAAUGUGAUGCUGUGCUGUGCACUCUUCCCCUGGGAGUGAUGAAGCAGCAGCCACCUGCAGUGCAGUUUGUGCCUCCGCUCCCUGAGUGGAAGACGUCUGCUAUUCAAAGGAUGGGCUUCGGCAACCUCAACAAGGUGGUGCUGUGUUUCGACCGUGUGUUUUGGGACCCGAGCGUGAACCUGUUCGGUCAUGUAGGAAGCACCACAGCCAGCCGUGAGCUCUUCCUUUUCUGGAACCUCUACAAAGCCCCCAUUCUGCUGGCGCUGAUGGCCGGGGAGGCCGCGGGCAUUAUGGAGAAUAUCAGUGAUGAUGUCAUCGUCGGCCGUUGCCUAGCAAUCCUAAAGGGAAUCUUUGGUAGCAGUGCAGUUCCUCAGCCGAAAGAGACGGUGGUGACGCGAUGGCGUGCGGACCCCUGGGCUCGUGGCUCAUACUCAUACGUGGCAGCUGGUUCCUCCGGCAACGACUAUGACCUCAUGGCUCAGCCAAUCACGCCCGGACCUGCCAUACCUGGGGCUUCACAGCCCGUUCCUCGACUCUUCUUUGCCGGAGAGCACACGAUCCGUAACUAUCCGGCGACGGUACACGGAGCUCUGCUGAGCGGCCUCAGAGAGGCAGGACGCAUAGCCGAUCAAUUCCUCGGAGCAAUUUACACAAUGCCCAGGCAGAACACACCUGCUGCCAACCCCCAGCCGUCUCCCAGUGUGUAGAUGCGCGCGCACACACACACACACACACACACACACACAGGUCCUGUUCAGCAUGUAGGAGCUCACUUAUAUAUAUUCUCUUGUCCAGUUUACAGGAGGAAACACACACACACACACACACACACACACACACACACACACACACACACACACACACGCAUCUAUAGCCCAGAACAGAACCACCCUACACUUGUCUUUGUGUAACACAUCCAAUCAGAAAGAAGGACAUGAAAGGCGAGGAGAAAAUUAAAUGUAAAGUGCAAAGAUAAAGUCUAUUGUCUAAAUGGGACCUUCAGAAAGUGUGUGUGUGUGUGUAUUUGCUAAUUACCGGUCUCUGAAUGAAGCUGAAGUUUAAAGGAAGCUCUACCUCUUCCUGAGGAUCAGUGCUUGAAAAGCGUUAACCCCCCCCCCCACCCUCUUUGUUAACUUCACAGAAUUUCCUGGAAUGUAACAACAAUUUUCAGGAAUAAUUGUUACCAUAAUCGACAAACAACAAUCCGGGAAUCACACAACAAAAAAAAAAACAGAGGCCGCAGCUUGAAUUCAUGAAACACACACACACACACACCACCAUAACCUGUCUGUCCGAGGAUUAAAACAAGCGGACUUCAUGCCGGACGCAAACAGGACACACUCUCGCACAUGGCACACGCGCUCGCUUCCUCACGCUCGUCCGAAUACGCCACAGUCCUGCAAAGGUCAGAAUCGACCAUCGCGAUUCCAGAAGAUCAGCGUCUACUUGAUUAUCUGGCUAUUUGUUGUCGAAGUUUCUCCAAACCGACGUUCUGGCGUUCAACAGAAUGCAGUGCAGUUCAUCAGAGCAUUAACAGUAUCACGUGUGAGGAAGAAUAGCUUCCCAAACAUAAAUACAGACCGGAAUCGGAAAUCCUUUGCACUGAUUUUCACCCAAUGUUCCAUUUUUGUUUUAUAUAUAUAUAUUAUUAUUAUUAUUAUUUUUAUUCAGAUCCAUGUGAAUGCUAAAUCGCUUCCACCGUUCUACAUGAUCUUUGUCGACCAGUUAGUCAAGUAAGGAGAAAAAAAUAGCUUGAAGUGUGUAGCUGCUAUUAUACUUUUUUUUUUUUUUUCGGUUGAAAUAUGAAACGUUUUUAGUGAAUUUCAUGAAGCAGCUAAGAUUUUUGUUUGUUUUUGUUUGUUUGUUUGUUUGUUUUUAUUUUCUAUAAUUGUCCUCACAGUCUAGGUUUUAUAUCUCAUCAGAAUUUGGUAUUAAAUGAAGAAAAGAAA